AUGAGUAACAUAGCUUUAUCGCCACCACAACAGCAGCAGCAACAACAGCAGCCGCAAGAACAGCCGAGACACAAUCAAAUUUCUCCUCAAUCACUGGAGUUGCUUACCCCACACCACCACAGUAGUACUUCCACUACCCCCACAACCAACACAACUGAGUCAACCACUAUCACUACUACGCCCUCCACCACAGCCACCACCACCACAACAUCAUCGCAAAAGAACAAGAGAGACGGUACUAGACCUUACAAAUGCCCCCACUGUGAAAAGGCAUUCCAUAGGCUAGAACACCAGACAAGACAUAUACGUACACAUACUGGUGAAAAGCCUCAUGUGUGUAAAUUCCCAGGAUGUACAAAGAAAUUUAGCAGAUCAGAUGAGUUGACAAGACACUUGCGAAUCCAUACCAAUCCAAACUCUAGAAAAAACAAAAAAAAUGAAAAGGUCAAAAAUGAGAUUGUUUUUAAGAAUACAACCACUGGCACAACGGAGGCUAAACAACAACAACAACAACAACUUCAACAACAACAUCAACAACAACAGCAACAACAACAACAACAGCAACAGCAGCAACAGCAGCACCAGCAGCAACUGGGUAACACAAAUGGGUCUACUAGAGGUAGAAAAAAGAAUGGAGGUGACAGCUUGGUCGCCACAUCACCACCUUCAUCACCGGGAAGUAGCUCUUCCUCGAGGAUGGAUAUCGACUUGGACACAUCACAUCAAAAUGAAGCACAGACAUUUACUGAACAAACGCUUACUCCUACCGCUACCCCCAACUUCAAAGAUGGUGCUCAUGCGUCUCUUCCAAGCACUGCCACCCCUUCACAAGAGUCACUCACCAUGAACAAGAACUUUUCAAGUAUAGAUAUACUAGCACUGGCUGCCACCCAAGAACUAGCUAGUAUAGAACUGUCCAGAUCACUUCCAUCACUAGUUGAUCAUUUCCACAACGAGUCACAUAAACCACAAAGUCUGGAUUUCAAAUUCUCACCACCUAAAUUCCUGAAUUUGAAUCUGGAAUUAAGUCGAGAUAAACCAUCAUUCCAUUUCAACGAUACAGGAAAUUUAACGUACUUGUCAAAUAUAGCAAGCAGAUUUUCUGGUAUUCCAAGAAUGACUCCAUUAGAGCAACCACAGCCACAGACGCAGCCACAAACGCAGCCACAACCACAGCCACAACCACAACCACAACCACAACCACAGCCUCAAUCACACACCAGUCGCAAGCAAAACAUAUCCCAAGACUCUGACAUUGACUACCUCAAACUGAAACUCAAAAAAUCUAGACCCAAUAGUCCUAAACUCUACCAGUAUGGUAAAUUCAAUAACCACCACAGUACUUACACCUUGCCCAACUCACCUGUUCUUGGAUUAUCUACAAAUACAACUCCACUAAUGUCGGCAAGCAAUAGUUGUACUAAUUUGUCGUUGUUGGCUAUGACGCCAGCCACUACAGGCAGCAACAAUAACAACAACAACAGUAACGCUGGUGGUAGUGGUAUUCCGCUACCACAUAAACAACCCAGCACGCCAUCGAAGGCUACAUUUAGUUUUCCAAAGAUGUCUCCCUCAUCGACUGAGGCAUUACCGAGUCUCAAAAGCUUAAAUCUACCUAUAGGUGAUUAA
Molecule: messenger RNA, 1629 nt
Organism: Lodderomyces parapsilosis
Lineage: Eukaryota; Fungi; Ascomycota; Pichiomycetes; Serinales; Debaryomycetaceae
Exons: 1
Coding region: 1-1629 (542 amino acids)
Cellular component (GO): nucleus; cytoplasm
Molecular function (GO): RNA polymerase II cis-regulatory region sequence-specific DNA binding
Source: RefSeq, a predicted model, not a curated record